Schistosoma mattheei is the source of this 1674-nucleotide messenger RNA. Lineage: Eukaryota; Metazoa; Platyhelminthes; Trematoda; Strigeidida; Schistosomatidae. The record is from the annotation of a GenBank genome assembly.
AUGUCUUCUUUGGAAUAUUAUAAUUGCCAACGAAUAUACUUGAUAAAUGAUACAUCUUUAAAAUCAGAUUGCGAAGAACGUUUCCGUUUAGAAUUCGCACCAGAUGGUACAGGUGAAUGGGCUUUUAAAUCAGAUGCAUAUGGUUUCUAUCUCACUGGUUCCGAUACUCAAGUUUCAUGUUUUUCCAAAUCUCCUGUCUGGUGGUCAUUUCGUUUAGCAACACAUCCUCAAGUACAUAUUCGUCAUCAGUUCCGUUCACGUUACUUACGUCUUCUUAACGAUGGUCUUGAGCUUCGAGCUGAUCAACCAUACCCAUGGGGUCCAGAGUCUGUUAUUUGGAUUGAACAGCCUACAAUGGUUGCAAGUCAAGGUUUUGGUCGUGGUCCAAAUAUCCCUUUAGUUGGCAAAGCUGCUGUUUCACGUCUUGGUCGUGUUGCCUUCCGAAUGCCGAAUGGAAAAUAUUUGAAAUCUAAUGGAGAAAUGUGUAAUGAAAUGGAUGAUUCCACCUUAUUUUCUUUUGAAUAUCGUCCUGGUAAUCCUGGUACAUUUGCUUUUCGUGAUCAAACAGGUCAUUAUUUGACCACAAUCGGACCUGGAACAACUAAAGUAAAAACAAAUACAAAUAUUGGUAAAGAAGAACUCUUUCUAAUUGAACAUGCUGCUUUACAAGUUGGUAUAGUAGCGCAUAAUGGGAAGUUCGCAUCAGUUAAACAAGGUAUUGAAAUUUCUGCAAAUCAGCAUGAAUUAGACGAAACAGCUAUUUUUCAGUUGGAAUAUAUUGGUGGGAUGGGUUUUAAUGCUUUAGAGGCUAUAGCAUCUAGCCCAGCAUCGACUCUAUCUGGUCCAGAUGGUGGAGUCAGUGACUCUUCUGCUUCUAAUUCAAGUUUAAUCAAUAAUAACCAUUCCAUUACUAAUGGUGUUCAUUCAGAUGUUUACUUUCUAACAACCGGAUUUUGGCGUCUGCGUUCUCGUAGUGGAAAAUUAUGGAAACUUGCUUCAUCAUCUGGUGUUAAGAAUACUUCUUCAGAUGGAGAUCAAGAAAGUUUAUUUGAAAUGUUAACUGUGAAUAAAGUCAAUGAUAAACAAAUUCGUCAAAUUGUAUUUCGGUCAAAUGAUGGUGAACAGUCUUUGACAGCUCGUAAACUUGGUGCUGUAUCUACAAGUGGUCGUUUAAUUGAUGAAACUCAGCUACCAUCAUCCGAUGAACUAUUCAAUAUUAUUUUAACGAAUAGAACAUCAAUUGUGUUUUUAUCUUCAUUAACUGGUGGUUUUUUAGUACGUGGUAAACAAAAUAUUCUUGAUUCAAAUGGAGUAGCUUAUGAACCAUUUUACAUUCGAGUAACUAAACGGCAUACUUAUAAAUUUUUUGCUCGUAAUCCAAAUUCAACAUAUUCCAUAUGGGCAGCUAGUUUAGAUGGUACAUUACAACUUGAACCUACACAUCAAACUCCUACUGAUGAUGAAAACAAUAAAGACACUGAAGACACUAUUAAUAAUGAUUUGAAAUAUGAAUUCCAACUUCAUUUCCUUGGUCAUAGUCGAGUGCUUAUUCAAUCAUUGAAUAGUCAACGUGGUAAUUCAAUUUCUUUAGUCAAAUCUGAAGUUAAAGGUGAUGUAAAAUUAGAUAUACCAAGUGGUGGUGAUAUAACAAUAAAUUAUAUUUGGGAAAUUUAA